This is a messenger RNA of Fusarium subglutinans, 1071 nucleotides long. Its product is annotated as Oxidoreductase. Bases 1 to 1071 code for a protein of 356 amino acids. The record is from RefSeq and is a predicted model, not a curated record. Gene Ontology annotation, biological process: NADPH regeneration. The transcript has 3 exons. Gene Ontology annotation, cellular component: cytoplasm. Lineage: Eukaryota; Fungi; Ascomycota; Sordariomycetes; Hypocreales; Nectriaceae. Gene Ontology annotation, molecular function: nucleotide binding; oxidoreductase activity.
AUGGUCGGCAUAGCUUUACUUGGAGCCGGGAUCUUUGCGAGAGAACAACACUUGCCGGCUAUUGAGGCCGUUGGACACCUCAAUCUCAAAGCCGUUUACUCACGAUCUCAGGAAGCGGCAAUAUCGCUUGCGAAACAAGCCCGGGAUAAGGUUGACAUCUACUUCGAUAACCCACCCACAAGUGGAAGGUCACUCGACGAUCUCCUCGCAAGGUCUGACAUAGCUGCAGUGUCAGCAUGUGCUACCAUUCUAGUCCAGCCCCAACUUAUCAGAAGAGCUCUGGGAGCCGGAAAGCAUGUGCUGAGUGAGAAGCCGAUAGCACAGGACACUGAAACUGCUAUGGAUCUUGUCCAAUGGUACAAUUCUCAGUCCAGUCCUCCCAUAUGGGCCGUUGCUGAAAAUUUCCGGUUCAAUGAGAGCCUGAGGUAUGCCGAGAUGAAGACCCGAGAAAUGGGGGGAGAGCUUUUAUCAUUCCGCCUGAGCUACUAUGGAUUAGUCAAAAAGGAAAAUAAAUACUUCAAGACAGAAUGGCGCAAGGCUCCGGAAUUCCAAGGCGGAUUCCUUCUUGAUAGCGGAAUUCACUUUAUUGCCAGCCUUCGCCUUCUUCUCGGUGCCAUUGGGCAAGAGGCUAAGGAGGUUCUGGGCUUAUCCAGUCUGCUUGAGGAGCAUCUUCAUCCUGUUGAUACCAUUCACGCUAUCGUCACCACCACUGGUUCUCGACACGGAACAGUUUGCAUAUCCUUUGGGGUAGAACACAAAUCAACUCUAGAGAUCGAAAUUAUCAGUACUCAAGGGGUCAUUGUUUGGACACCCGUGAGUGUCAAGUCAAUCAUCAAAUCAGAUUCUGGGGAGUCAAUGAAUGAGACAAAAGAAUUCAUCUACAACAAUGGUGUCAAGUCAGAAUUUGAGGCCUUCGGUCAAGCCAUAUUGGGAGGUUGCUCAGACACGCGUCAGAGGCCCUUGGAAGCCCUUAAUGAUCUUGCUUUUUUACAGGGUCUGUUGGAAUCUGCAGGAUGUAAUGGCUUGAUGAAGGUUGUCAAUCAAAGUGAGGAUCAGGUCACACAUUCCUAG